Messenger RNA from Mesorhabditis spiculigera, 381 nucleotides. The record is from the annotation of a GenBank genome assembly. Lineage: Eukaryota; Metazoa; Nematoda; Chromadorea; Rhabditida; Rhabditidae.
AUGUGGGACGGGUUCUUAUGCUGCCUGUUAGCUUCCAUCUUGUUUGGGAGCGUCUUCGUCCCGAUGAGAAGACAUCCGAUGGGUGAUGGCUAUUACGCGCAGCUCUUCUUCUCCCUCGGCGCUUUUCUGAUCACAUUUCCUAUCGGCAUCUACUACCCGCCUACCGUAUACCCGCUCGUCAUGUUCGGGGGAGCGUUGUGGUGCUUUGAUCGUCGCCUACCUCCCACCGUCGCAACAACUGCCCGGGCUUGUCGUGUCACUAUGGAGGUGUUGUACUUUAAAGAAAUUACGGGAAAUCGCAACAUCACCCUCCUCGCCGUCGCCUAUUCUUUGACGCUGGUCGGCGUAGCGGUCAUCACAGCAUCCAGAACGAUCUCGCUC